CAAGCACGCGCAUGCACAGUCCUCGUUCAAUAGCAACGGGUUGGCCGCUAUCUCGUCGGGUCCUGUAGCUGGUCCUGAAUCUUUGUCCUGCAAGGCGAAUCGGUUGGAUCGAGACAGUCGCUUUACUUCGAACUGUCGGCAGAAAAUUGCGUAAACUCGUUCACGAUGUCGAGCAGCAAGUCGGUGAAACAGCCGCGCAAGGCGUAUCCCAAGGAGCAGCACGAGAUGACGCACUCCGAGAAGCUGAGACUGAUCGACGACGAGUUGAACUCCUUUUACAAGUAUUGCCAGCAGGCUGGUUUCACUGAAGAAGAAAUGGACAUCAUCUGUCAGCCGCUUGUAGCGGCGAUGCGCCGCUCAUGGUUGCAGCUCGUCUUUCGUGGCACUUUUGUGCUAAUCGCGCUUGGCACUUUGGCUUGCCUCGCAGCGCAGCUCGAUUUCGUCGGCACCCACUUCACCGCCCUUAGCCGGCUGUUGUUGAUCAGAGUGCUACCGAUUUGGAACUGGCAGCCGCUCUACUAUGAGAACUGCAUGAUCAACAACCCCUUCUACAACGAUUACACUAUCACCGAGGAAGAUUGCAUGACUUGCGAGGCGCUGGAGACGAUCGAUCGUCUGUCAGACGUGCGGUAUCGCACUCUGGUCGAGAAUUAUCUGAGCCGCGAUGCACCGGCCAUCAUCACUGAUGCGAUGGAUUCCUGGGCGGUCAUGAACACCGACUACUUCUGGUUCGAUAAUAUCACCCACCUCUACUUGGAGAACGAGCGUUUGAUGGAGACGGUACCAUGCGCCCUGACCUCCAACCUGCGAACUGGCUCUUCCGACCUUGCGGCGUUCCUGCGACGCGUUCACGCGCCCGAGGUGGCCAAGUGGUUCGUCCACUGGCAAAACUGCGAGAUCAACGCCGUCAAAGUGCUCAGGAAGUACUAUCAGCGGCCGUACUUCCUCUCCAGCACGGUGUCACCGGCGCACUUCAACUGGGUGCUCAUGUCCUCGGAUUAUAACAGCCCGAGCUACAAGAAGGUCGAACUCGACUCCGGCCUGAUCGCGCUCGCGCAGCUUCGGGGUGCGACCCAGCUGCGACUCACCCCCAUCAAUCCUUGUAACAGUUCGUGUCCCGAGUUGGUCGCCGACUUGCAUCAAGGAGAGAUGCUCGUUUUCACGAACUUGAUGUGGACACUGGAGUACGCGCCGAUGCGCGGCCUGGACAACAUCGCCAUACUCACGGAAACCGUUUGGGAGGAAGACACAUAGAUCGCAUCGUCCCGAUGGAUCUUAUCGUCUUCCGGUUGGUGCGCCACCGGGAUUCUAUUAGUCUGCAAUACUCUCUGAUGCGACAGCUAUCCACUGAUAUUGUAUAUUCAUCCCUUCUACUAUGAUAUGCACGAAAUAAAGAUUGAGCAUUCUGUGGUUUUCGGCCUGA
Messenger RNA from Ooceraea biroi (clonal raider ant), 1423 nucleotides. RefSeq lists its product as uncharacterized. NCBI's taxonomy places the organism in Eukaryota, Metazoa, Arthropoda, Insecta, Hymenoptera, Formicidae. The record is from RefSeq and is a predicted model, not a curated record.